UCACCGCGCCGCUGCAUGCGGAAGUCGGUGGGAGGCCCCGCCCAGGCAGACGCCGGCGGGAGCGGGACGGGGCCGAUGGAGCUGUGCGGUGGCGGCGACGGCUGGUUCCUGUACUACGCGUACGGCAGCAACCUGCUGCGGGAGCGGCUGCUGCUGCGCAACCCCUCGGCGUCGCUCUGCGCCCUGGCACGGCUGCAGGAUUUUAAGCUCGAGUUUGGCCAUCAUCAAGGCAGGACAAGUUCUGUCUGGCAUGGAGGUACAGCUACCAUUGUUCAGAGCCCUGGAGACGAAGUAUGGGGAAUAGUGUGGAAAAUGAACGCUAGCAAUUUAAGUUCACUGGAUAAGCAAGAGGGAGUUGAAGAUGGCAUUUAUGGCCCAAUAGAAGUUAAUGUCCACACUCAAGCAGGAAAGGUUCUGACCUGUCGAAGCUACCAGAUGAAGGACUAUGUCUGUGGUCCCCCUUCUCCUCAAUAUAAAAAGGUUAUAUGCAUGGGUGCAGAACAGAAUGGCUUGCCAACUGACUAUCAGAAGAAAUUAGAAGCUAUUGAAACUAAUAACUAUGCAGGACCAGUGCCAAUAAUGGAAGAGAUUGAAGCUGCUAUUAAAGCAAAGAAAAUAAAAUCUGCAUAGAAUACCUCUGCACUUGUUUGGCCAUUCCCCUUGAUUUAGAUACCUCUCCUCACCGUGCUGAUCAUCAGUUUCUUUAUUUAUCAAGAAAAGAUGAGUUUGCUGUGCAUCUACAGUAAGCCAUCAGACAUAAUUUGUAGUCUGAAGAGACACUGACGUUGGUAACUUCUUCAUUUUGUAUGUAUAGCUUGAGUACAUACUGAAGUUUUUGCAGAUUUAGAAAUUAUCUUUCUUUAAUUGUCAUGCAGUGCUGCAUGCAAACUUGUGCUUCAUGUCCUAUAUACUGACCUUUUUAAAGGAAAAAGGCCAUCUUGAUGGUUAUUGGCAUCUGUUACCUCCUGAGGAAUAAGGGCUGCAGGACCAGGCCCUUUGUUCUUAAAUGUUGCAUACACAAUUAGUAAGAAUUUCAAAGAUUUAUUUUUUGAUGCAAAGUAGACUCAAAACCCUAAAGCAACACUAAACUUUUUCCUCUGCUGUUUAAUGGUUUAAAGGCUAACCUAUCUAAAACUAUGAAGCUCCUAUUUCUGUUUUUAUAGUUAACAGAGAAAGUUUAAAAAGUAUUACUCUUCUGUCUCCAUGUUUUUAAGUGUUAGUCCAAAAGGCAAUCCAGGCCUAAGGACAACAUUCAGCAAAGGAUCUUAUGCCCUACUCCUUUCUGUGUCUAGUAAUCGUCAUAGGUGAACUGGUUAUAUAACCAACAGAUUUUUUUUUUUUUUUUUUUUUUAAAGAAUUUGUUUUAGUUAGAUAAUCCCAAGUUUUUUAAAUGACCUUUUUGACUGGCUGGCUGCUUAUCUAGGCCUUGGUCUCACGUCCCGUGAAAUCAGAAAGUCUCCUGUGAGUCCUAGUGCAUUUGUUUCAUGGUUUUCUUUGUCUCUUAAACCCCAGAUGAACAGACUUGGUCUCUCUUUUUUUUUUUUUUUCUUCGUGUUUUUUUUUUUCUUUCUUUUUUUUUCCCCUUUGACAGUCUCAUGCAAAACUGGAAGCUCGUGUAAGGUUUAGAGUACUUAUCUUUACGGUAUUUGGCAACCCCUGUAGUUAGUCUGUGGGGGACAAGGGAAAAUUCACAACCUGGAAGAUGUCAAACAACUGAACUUUGGCUUAUCUUCUGUAUGGUGUAUUUUUUUUUCUCUUGAUGUACAGAGGGGCAUAAGAUACAAUCCGUGUCACUGUGUGACUGCUUAGAUAAACAAAUGACAAAGUAACAGACUUACAGUGUCUUUUCUGCAUAUUUUUUUUUCUGUAAACUUUUUCCAGGGAUGUGUAGGUGCUAUCCUGAUGUCGUAUGCCCGUUUCCAGAGUCGGGCACAGUGACUGCAGUAAAACACGGUACUUUCUGUAUUAGCACUGUCUAGGCUGAAACUGAGUAAAUAAAACGGUGAUUACCAAACCUU
Molecule: messenger RNA, 2018 nt
Organism: Chroicocephalus ridibundus (black-headed gull)
Lineage: Eukaryota; Metazoa; Chordata; Aves; Charadriiformes; Laridae
Gene: GGCT
Product: gamma-glutamylcyclotransferase
Exons: 4
Coding region: 16-630 (204 amino acids)
Molecular function (GO): gamma-glutamylcyclotransferase activity
Source: RefSeq, a predicted model, not a curated record